Messenger RNA from Daktulosphaira vitifoliae (grape phylloxera), 563 nucleotides. It is a transcript of the gene mRpL55, whose product is annotated as 39S ribosomal protein L55, mitochondrial. Gene Ontology annotation, biological process: translation. The record is from RefSeq and is a predicted model, not a curated record. The transcript has 3 exons. The coding region runs from base 155 to 475 and encodes 106 amino acids. NCBI's taxonomy places the organism in Eukaryota, Metazoa, Arthropoda, Insecta, Hemiptera, Phylloxeridae. Gene Ontology annotation, molecular function: structural constituent of ribosome. Gene Ontology annotation, cellular component: mitochondrial large ribosomal subunit.
UUUUUAUCACUUUAACAUCAAAUCAUUUUUCAUAUAACCGAACUAAAAAUGAAAAAUUCGAAGUGAUUAAAUAAACUCUCAAUAAAUACUAAUAAACAAUACUAUUUUCAACUCUUUAUUAUGAGUAGUUGAGUUUUAUAUACAGUAUUUUAAUAUGUUUUCAAAUUUUAUAAGUGUUGUCUUACGAGUCCACCGUACUUUUAGUAGCAAUUCUACAGCUAUAACCAAAAUUCAUCGUAAUGUUUAUCCUCGACAUUAUUUAACUAAAAUUGUAAAACCAGAUGGUUCGAGUUUCACAAUAAGAUAUCAUGAACCUCGAAUGAUAAUAAAAUUGCCACUAGAUUUGAAUUCCAUUAGUGAGGAAGAAAAGAAACGUAGAAUAGAAGCAAGAAAACCUAAAAAGAAAGUCAAAAUUAUUAAUGAAAUAGAUGAUUCUUUUGAUAGAACUAAAUAUUUGAAAUAUUUCAAAAGAUGAUAGCUUCGUAGUCAUAAGUUAAUUUAGGAAUGUAAAAUAAAAUAAUUUUUAUAUUUAAUAGUACAUAAAUAUAUUAAUUUCUUUUGAA